Messenger RNA from Botrytis fragariae, 1413 nucleotides. RefSeq names its product putative cation efflux family protein family protein. Gene Ontology annotation, biological process: transmembrane transport; intracellular zinc ion homeostasis; zinc ion transport. The record is from RefSeq and is a predicted model, not a curated record. Lineage: Eukaryota; Fungi; Ascomycota; Leotiomycetes; Helotiales; Sclerotiniaceae. Gene Ontology annotation, molecular function: zinc ion transmembrane transporter activity. Bases 1 to 1413 code for a protein of 470 amino acids. Gene Ontology annotation, cellular component: membrane; Golgi apparatus. The transcript has 2 exons.
AUGGCUUCGAGCCUUCCUAUUCCAGCACCCCCGAGGACACCCACUCCUCCAACUCCUAUUCCACAAGAGCAAGGCAGAUAUACAUGGGAACACCAAGAUGUCACUUCACGAACCGUGCACUCGGAGAUACUUUUGGAUCCCAAUGCUCUCUCACCUACAUUCUCAAACUCAGGUAGAUUUGGUUCAAUGGGAACCCCAAUGUCUCCUCCUUCGGGCUUCUCAAGUCCCAACCUUCAACCAGACGGAAUGAUGAGUGUACCACCUGCCAGAGGAGCUGCGAAUCCUUUUAACUUUCAGACUCAAACUAUAAAAGAUGCGCCAGUUGCCAAAUCGGUAUGCGAAUCGGAGGGUCAUAGAUAUAAACACAGUAGUGUCUCAACUCAACAUCAAAUCUUCCUCGAACCACCUCCUCGAGCACCCCUCGCACUCCCCGCCUCUCUCCCCAUACCCACCUUCAAAGAAGCAUGGAAAAGCAUGUCCAAAGAACAAACUACGCGAAUAACCUGGUGUCUCUGCCACGCUUUAAUAUCUGCCUUCGUCCUCUAUAGCGCCCAAGGUUCUCUCGCCCUUACCGCACUAUCCCAUCUUAUAUUUUUCGAUGCCGUAUCUGCCACAAUUUGUGUCGUGGUGGAUGUAUUCUGCAAUUUCGAAGUAUGGAAACGAUCUUCUAUCCGUCAUCCAUUCGGGCUCGAACGCGCAGAAGUGUUAGCGGGGUUCGCCAUGUCGGUUUUCCUGCUCUUUAUGGGUUUUGACCUUAUAUCUCACAACCUAAAACAUGUUCUGGAAGGAUUAGGCGACCAUUCCCCUCAUCACCCUCAUUCCCAUCAACGAGUUAGUCCCGGCUCGGUUGAUACCGCCGCUUUACUCUCAAUAGUAGCGACUCUCGUCUCAGCAAUUGGGCUUAAGAACCACGCACGAAUAGGAAAAGCAAUGCGUUUCGCCUAUAUAUCAUUUCUCCCUUCCGUUCUCUCAAAUCCUUCGCAUUUCCUAACUCUGAGUUGCAGCACCAUCAUGCUUCUCCUUCCUCUCUUAACCAUCUCUCUCUAUAUCUGGCUCGACCGUCUUCUCUGCACCGUCAUCGCGGUCUCCAUGUUCCUUCUCGGUGUCCGUCUAGCUACCGCUCAGGGACUCAUGCUUUUGAUGUCCUACUCUGGUGCUGGAGUUUCAGAAGUUAUGAAGGAAAUUGAGUCCGAACCCACAGUUUCCACAGUUGAAGAAGCGAGAUUUUGGCAAGUACAUUAUGGAUUGUGUAUGGCAAAUCUCAAAUUAAGAGUCAGGGGCGAUGAAGGAAAUGUAUUGAAAUUAAGAGAGAAGAUCAAGACAUUAAUUAGAAAUAGACUUGGGGGUGGAUAUGGACAAGGUGGAGGGAUGAAAUGGGAAGUAACGACGCAAUUGGUUGUUGAUGGUAAAUGA